AUGUCAGAUUCAGAGGAUGAGAAGAAACCGAACCAAGAACAGACGAAAAGCUUGAGGAAUAGCAAGAGCAUCACUAUAGCAUUCAAGUUGAAUGGGAAAAACUACCCUUUAUGGUCGAGACUGAUCAAAGUAAAGAUCGGCGGCCGAGGGGCGUAUUCUUACAUCAAAAACGAUCCCCCAGAACCGGGGAGCAAGGGAUUCGACGAGUGGGAGGAGAACGACCUAGUAGUGUUCUCAUGGAUCGUGGACAACAUCGAGAAUGACAUCAUCUCGGAUUUUGCCCAUCACCAAACAUCGAAGGCGCUGUGGGAGAGCCUCGCUGUGACUUUCGAAAACAUGGCGGAUAAAUACCUUAUCUACGAUCUGGAAGAAAAGGUAAUCGCAAUUAAACAGGGAAAUCUCGAUUUAGAAACGUAUUACCGAAAGCUCCACGGAUUAUGGGUGGACAUUGAUCGUUCCCAAAAGCAGCCCGUAACUUGCUGCGACAAAGGAGUCAGCCAAUACAGAGUGCACUCGAAUGAGAAGCGAUUAAUCAAGUUCCUUACGGGACUAAACCAAGAGUACGACUCUGUCCGGAGAGAGAUCUUGAAAGAAGACCCAUACCCAUCAGUAGCGGCAGCCUAUGGGUGGGUGAAGACGGAGGCGGCUCGACGUCGAAUCAUGCCACCGACAUCGUCGACACCCACUGGAGAAGCCGACGGCAGCGCCGAUUCAUCAUUUGGGGGUGAAAUCGGACAUGGAUUCGCGGCUAUCGGACAGAACUCAAUCGGACAGAGUCAGCGACCACCAAACCGCGGCACACCACCGAAUCGCGGCGCACCACCGCGCCCCCCCGCCACCAACCGAUCGGGAGGCCAACGACCCGACACCUCAAAAUUGUGGUGCUCCCACUGUGGGAAACAGAAGCAUACAUGGGAGAAUUGCUUCAAAAGACUGGGAUACCCGGAGUGGUGGGAAGAGCGACAAAAGGCGAGGGCCGCUCAGGCCAAGCUCGCCGUUGCAGUAAACGGAGAGGGAGCACAGUGGAGGAAUGACACCGGAAAUCAUGGGAAUCAGACUACAAUCGGGAUGGGUACGCAUCAGGAGAACCCCCCAAACGGUGGCAACGUGAGGGGAGCAGGCAAUUUCGCCGGAAGAGUGAAAUCGCCAGAGGAGACGGCGGGAGGAGGUAACGGGUUUGGCACAAUGCCAAACCCUAACUCACUUUCCUUUUUUAAUUCUGUGAUGAUACCCCCAAAUUUUAGAAAAUAUCAACAUAAACCCCACCCCAUUAUUUUUCGACCCCCUGAUCCCUUAAAAAUUGAGAUUCAGCCUCCUGAUCCUCUGGAAAUUGAAUUUAGACCCCAUACAGUUCAGAAAUUCCCCAAUUACCCCAAUUUUGUGUCAAAUAAUCGGUUUGCACCCCUACUAGAAACUUCCGCUGCAUUUCACGUAUAUGAUAUAUUUGAUAAACACUCUAAGGGCUGGAUAUUUGAUUGUGGGGCAACUGAUACCAUGACUCCGGAUAGACGUGAUUUUCUUAUUUUUGAUGGAAGCACUAAAUCCUUUAUUAGAACUGCAAAUGGGGAAUUAAUUACGGUUGAAGGAUCUGGCACAAUUGAAAUAUCUCCUACACUCAGACUUAGGAAUUGUUUAUAUGUUCCUACUUUAUCUCAAAGAUUGAUGUCUAUUAGCCAUGUGACCAAGGAAUUAAACUGCACACUUAUGAUGAAUCCCGACUUUUGUAUUUUACAGGAUAUUCAGACGAGGAGGAUUCUUGGGCGUGGCACUGAAAGCAAGGGCUUUACUAUGUGGACGAGAUAG
Messenger RNA from Salvia splendens (bonfire salvia), 1803 nucleotides. RefSeq lists its product as uncharacterized. Bases 1 to 1803 code for a protein of 600 amino acids. The transcript has a single exon. NCBI's taxonomy places the organism in Eukaryota, Viridiplantae, Streptophyta, Magnoliopsida, Lamiales, Lamiaceae. The record is from RefSeq and is a predicted model, not a curated record.